Messenger RNA from Aethalodelphis obliquidens (Pacific white-sided dolphin), 3793 nucleotides. It is a transcript of the gene CEP131, whose product is annotated as centrosomal protein 131. The record is from RefSeq and is a predicted model, not a curated record. The coding region runs from base 281 to 3685 and encodes 1134 amino acids. Gene Ontology annotation, biological process: regulation of centrosome duplication; intraciliary transport involved in cilium assembly; cilium assembly. NCBI's taxonomy places the organism in Eukaryota, Metazoa, Chordata, Mammalia, Artiodactyla, Delphinidae. The transcript has 25 exons. Gene Ontology annotation, cellular component: centriolar satellite.
GCUGGUUGCUAGCUGCGGCUGCUCGCCCGGCCUCCCGGCCGUUUCAUUGUCACCGGGCCUCGGAGUCAGCGCCGGGGCCGGGGGCGUGAAGUCGCCGGCCCGAAGCCUGGGCCCCGCCGGUCCCCGCCUGGAGGGCCCCGCGCACCCCUCGCCGUUCGGCCCCGCAGGCCCAGAGUCCCAGGCCCGACCCGCGCAGGUGAGGUGGUCCUGGGCCCGCCCAGAUGCGGAGGCCAGCGCAAGUGAAGGGGUCUGGCCCUCGCACAGGGCCUACUUGUCCACCAUGAAAGGCUCCAGGGCCCUCAGCGGCCCCUCCGGCCCUCCCGAGGGCAGCCCGGAAAGCAUGGACCUGAGUCUGACAGGCCUCCCUCCGCCCAUGUCCCGGCGUCCCAACAGUGCCUCCACCGCCAAGCCCAUCGCCCGCUCCAUCUCUGUGGUCACUGGCAGCGAGCCAAGGAGGAAGAUGCUGGAGGCCCCAGGGCCCGGAGGCUCCCGGGCCAUCAGCAACCUUCGCAGAUCUAACAGUGCCACGCAGGUCAACCAGCCACAAGCCAACCAGGCAUGGCCUGGCCCCCUAAGGCCAGAAGAGCCCCCGGACUUCCUGACACUCUUCGAGGGCAGCCCCGGUGGGAGAAAGAGGCCUGCCGGUCUGAGCAAAGCUUCCAGCGAGAAGGGAGCCACGUGGAAUGUCCUGGAUGACCAGCCCAGGGCCUUCACCUUGCCACCCGAUGCCCAGAGUCCUGGCACCCUCGACGUGCCGGUGGGCCCACGGAGGAGAGAGUGCACGGUGCCCCUGGCCCCCAACUUUACCGCCAACAACAGGAGCAACAAGGGCGCCGUGGGCAACUGCGUCACCACCAUGGUGCACAACCACUACACCCCCUCGGAGAAGGUGCCGCCUCCCAAGAGCUCCAAUCACAUGGCUCCCUCCCUCAACAACAUCAUCAAGGCAGCCACGGACGAGGGCGAGGGCAGCAGCCUCGGGAAGCCGCAAAAGAACAUGGCCCGUAGCAACCACACGGUCCAGAACAACUCGGGGGGCACCGCCGGCCAGCUCAGACGGAAGGAGGUGACCGAGGAGGAGGCUGAGAGGUUUAUCCACCAGGUGAACCAGGCCGCCAUCACCAUCCAGCGCUGGUACCGACAUCAAGUGCAACGGCGCCGAGCUGGAGCCGCCUGCCUGGAGCACCUGCUGGCGUCCAAGCAAGAGGGGCAGCGGCAGCGGCUAGGAGAGGGGACCCUCCUGGACCGGCACCAACAGAAGGAGGUGGCCAGGAGGAAGGCCCGGGAGGAGAAGGCGCGCCAGGCCCGGAGGGCAGCCAUCCAGGAACUGCAGCAGAAGCGAGCCCAGAAGUCAGGUAACGCUGACCUUGGGCUGCUGAAGGGGCCGGAGGAGCCGGGGAAGCCCCAGACCACCCAGGAGCCAAGCCUGAGGCCGGGGAGCGCCGCCCAGCAGACCCGCAAGGCCAAUAACACUGGGGCUGGCCUCCGCACUGCGGGCCCGGAGGACCCCUGCCAGCCUGCCCGCGACUCGUCGCCAGAGCCCCGGCAGCUUCCAGAGGACAAGCCUCAGGAUGCCAGCUCCCAGGACGUGGCUGGCGAGGGCCUGGAAGCUUUGGGCCCUGCUGGGAGCAGGGCCAAGUCCAGGGCAACCCUGGACGAGCUGCUGGACACGCUGAAGCUGCUGGAGCAGGAGCCUGAGCCGCUGCCCCGCCCCCAGGCCUACCACAAGGACAAAUACGCCUGGACUGACGAGGAGGACGAUUCCAGCUCCCUGACAGCCGACAACCUGGAGAAAUUUGGGAAGCUGAGUGUGGCUGCUUGCCCCCGCGAGGACGGGCCCCUGCUUUCGGAGGCCAAGCUGCAGAGUAUCAUGAGCUUCCUGGAUGAGAUGGAGAAGUCUGGGCAGGGCCCGCCGGCCUCGGCCCCCCAGGUGUGGAGGGGUCUCCAGGGGCCCGUGCCGGAGGAGGGGCUGGGGCGCCUGGAGCCUGCGUCCGAGGUCAGCACAUCGGUGAUGCGGCUGCAGCUGGAAGUGGAGGAGAAGAAGCAGGCGAUGGUGCUGUUGCAGAGGGCGCUGGUAACGUCGCCACCAGCACUGCCUCCGUCCCCAUGUCCCCAGCUGGAGCAAGUGCCCGGCCGCCCCCUGAGGGCCUCAUCUCUGUCUCAUCUCCCGCACCCCCCACAGGCGCAGCAGCGCGACCUCACCAUCCGGCGGGUCAAAGAGACGGAGAAGGAGCUGGGUCGGCAGCUGCGGCAGCAGAAGGAGCACUACGAGGCCACCAUACAGCGGCACCUGUCCUUCAUCGACCAGUUGAUCGAAGACAAGAAGGCUCUGGGUGAGAAGUGUGAGGCCCUGGUGGCCGAGCUGAAGCAGGGGGACCAGAGGCUCAAGGACAAGGAGGCCCAGAUGCGGGAGCAGCACGAGCUGGAGAUUAAGAAACUCAAAGAACUCAUGAGCGCCACGGAAAAAGUCCGCAGGGAAAAGUGGAUCAAUGAGAAGACCCGGAAGAUCAAGGAGAUCACGGUCAAAGGCCUGGAGCCUGAGAUCCAGAAACUGAUCGCCAAGCACAAGCAGGAGGUGAAGAAGCUAAAGAGCCUGCACGCGGUGGAGCUGCUGCAGGCAGACGAGCGCGCGGCCCAGCGCUACGGACGCCAGGCGGAGGAGCUCCGCGAGCACCUGGAGCGGGAGAAGGAGGCGCUGGGCCGUCAGGAGUGGGAGCGUGCCCAGCAGCGCUUCGAGCAGCACCUGGAGCAGGAGCAGCGGGCGCUGCAGCAGCAUCGGCGGCGGCUCUACAACGAGGUGGCCGAGGAGAAGGAGCGGCUGGGCCAGCAGGCCGCCAGGCAGCGGGCGGAGCUGGACGAGCUGAGGCGGCAGCUGGAGGAGAGCAGCUCGGCAGGGGGCCGGGCCUUGAGGGCCGAGUUUGAGAAGGGGAGAGAGGAGCAGGAGCGCAGGCACCAGAUGGAACUGAAGGCCCUGAAGGACCAGCUGGAGGUGGAGAAACAGAUGUGGGAGGCCAACUCCGCCAAGAAGGAGGAAGCGUGGCUGCUGAACCGGGAACGGGAGCUGAAGGAAGAGAUCCGGAGAGGCCGGGACAAGGAGAUCGAGCUGGUCAUCCACCGGCUGGAGGCCGACAUGACGCUGGCCAGGGAGGAGAACGAGCGGGCCGCCGAGAGCCGGGUCAAACGCCUCCGGGAUAAGUAUGAGGCGGAGCUCUCAGAACUGGAACAGUCGGAGCGGAAGCUCCAGGAACGGUGUGCAGAGCUGAAGGGGCGCCUUGGGGAGGCCGAGGGGGAGAAUGUGCGUCUGCAGGGCCUGGUGCGGCAGAAGGAGAAGGAGCUGGCGGAUGUGAAGGCGGUAAAUGAGCAGCUGGCUGGCGAGCGCAGCAGCCUGGCCCAGGUCCUUCGCCAGGAGUUCGCUGACCGGCUGGCAGCUUCUGAGGAGGAGAACCGGCAGGUCAGGGCCGAGCUGGCCGAGCUGCGGGCCCGCCAGCGGCUGGAGCUGGAGCAGCUCACGCGGGAGAAGCAGGCGGAGCUGGAGGAGGUUCACGGGAGGGUGAAGCUGGCCCUGGCAAAGAAGGAGGAGGCCGUGAGCAGCCUCCGGAAGCAGCACGAGGCCGCGAUGAAGAGGGCCGACCACCUGGAGGAGCUGCUAGAGCAGCGCAGGCGGCCGUUCCCGAGUGCCAAGUGACCGCCGACAGCAGCAGGCUGAGGGCGCCUGGCGGGAAGUGCUCUGGCCGCCCCUCAGGUGGAGCACCGAGGCUACGUCGUAACAGUAAAGAGGUGUCUUUUAAUACUU